Messenger RNA from Budorcas taxicolor (takin), 708 nucleotides. It is a transcript of the gene RGS18, whose product is annotated as regulator of G protein signaling 18. The transcript has 5 exons. Lineage: Eukaryota; Metazoa; Chordata; Mammalia; Artiodactyla; Bovidae. The coding region runs from base 1 to 708 and encodes 235 amino acids. The record is from RefSeq and is a predicted model, not a curated record.
AUGGAAACAUCAUUGGUUUUCUUUUCUCAAUUAAGUAUGUGCGAACCAAAAGAAAAAACUAUUUUCAAGUUAAUACACGGUUCAGGAAAAGAAGAAACAAGCAAAGAAGCCAAAAGCAGAGCUAAGGAAAAAAGAAAUAGGCUAAGUCUUCUGGUGCAGAAACCUGUGUUUCACGAUGAUACUCCCUCCAGUAGAUCUGGGCAAUUGGCCAAAGAAACAAGAAUCUCCCCAGAAGAAGCAAUAAAAUGGGGUGAAUCAUUUGACAAACUGCUUUCCCAUAAAGAUGGACUGGAGACUUUUACCAAAUUUCUUAAAACUGAAUUCAGUGAGGAAAACAUUGAAUUUUGGAUAGCCUGUGAAGAUUUCAAGAAAAGCAAAGACCCUCAACAAAUAAUUCGUAAAGCGAAAGCAAUAUAUGAGAAAUUUAUACAGAAUGAUGCUCCACAAGAGGUUAAUCUUGAUUUUCACACCAAAGAAAUCAUCUCCAAGAGCAUCACCCAACCCACCCUCCACAGUUUUGAUGUUGCCCAAAGCAGAGUAUAUCAGCUCAUGGAACAAGAUAGUUACAUGCGUUUUCUGAAAUCUGACAUCUAUUUAGACUUGACAGAAGGAAGAUCACAGAGACCAACAAAUCUUAGAAGACGAUCGCGUUCAUUUACCUGCACUGAAUUUCAGGAUGUAAAGUCAGAUGUUGCCAUUUGGUUAUAA